AUGGCCGAACACCCGCGGUUACGAACGGAUGCGAUAGGACAAGAUGGUGAUCAGGAUAAGGAUAACAAGGAUAAGUCCUCAAGGAAGAAGGACACGGAUGCGGCGAAUCCAAGCAAGGACAAGGCCGCAGCGGUAUUGAACGUGCGUACUGAUGGCCCAACCGGUCCUGUGGUUGGGAAAACAAACACAACGCCAGUGGUUCAGACCGCGGUUGUUCCGCCUCCAGCGAAUAAUCUGGCAAGCCGGAACCCUCAAGUCCAUCCUCGGGUGGAAGAAUCAGAGGAGGAUACGGAUGAUGAGAGUUAUGAAACAAAAUCGACGACCGAGAUCCCUACAGCGGGAGAGAUAUGGGAUAUGAUGAUUAAGGUCAUGAGCCAAGUGGAGAAAUUGGCACAAGUGCUGACCCCGGCGGAGAAUCCGCCCAUGGGACAGUCGAGCGAAGCUAGUAAUGCGGUGGGAACAGACGGGGAACAAGCCGGCAGCGUUCCGGAUGUGAUGGAGAUCGAACCACCACAAGUGAAAACUGGCUGA
This is a messenger RNA of Microthlaspi erraticum, 531 nucleotides long. The record is from the annotation of a GenBank genome assembly. Lineage: Eukaryota; Viridiplantae; Streptophyta; Magnoliopsida; Brassicales; Brassicaceae.